Molecule: messenger RNA, 600 nt
Organism: Cyclocybe aegerita
Lineage: Eukaryota; Fungi; Basidiomycota; Agaricomycetes; Agaricales; Hemipholiotaceae
Source: the annotation of a GenBank genome assembly
AUGUCAAAACAGGUUCUCUUUAGCCAGGCAUACACCUACUUCCUUCGGUACCAGAGCGACAGGCCAGCCAUCAAGUCCUUCGUCGUGUACAUUCUGGUACUGGAGACGAUUAGUGCGGUUAUCACCAUCCUUAUCAUCUACCAGCCUUUGGUAGUCGAUUUCGGUCGAGAGUCUGUGCUGACAGAAUUGCCUGUCGGUCUGGUGGCAGAGCCUGCUGUCGUGGUCUUAAUUGCCACGCCCACCCACUUCUUUGUCGCAAAACGGAUCCAGGGACUCCAGAGAUCAAUUUGGAUCCCGCUCCUCAUCUGCAUCGUCUCUGUGAUCUCCUUCACUGGAGGUAUCUGGGCUUCAGUCGCAACAGGACGGUUCGGAAGAUACUCGGAUCGAUACCCAGUUGACAUGUACGCGCCCGCUAUGCUCUGGAUGGUAUCUGCGGCAAUAGCAGAUAGUCUGAUCGCUGCGACACUCUCUUGGAGUUUGUAUACACGACGGACAGGCUUCCGUUCAACUGAUGCCGUCAUUGGGCGUAUUAUUCUGUGUCAGAUCCGCUACAUUGCUCCCACUGAAUGGCUUGCUAACCUCGACAAAUUUACCAUGUAG